Messenger RNA from Fonsecaea nubica, 1563 nucleotides. RefSeq lists its product as hypothetical. The transcript has a single exon. The coding region runs from base 1 to 1563 and encodes 520 amino acids. Gene Ontology annotation, biological process: carbohydrate metabolic process. The record is from RefSeq and is a predicted model, not a curated record. NCBI's taxonomy places the organism in Eukaryota, Fungi, Ascomycota, Eurotiomycetes, Chaetothyriales, Herpotrichiellaceae.
AUGUUAUCUCUACCGUGCCUCAGCGUCCAUCUUUUUCUCCUUGUCGCUGCUUGCCUCGCUCAGGAAGUGAACUACACGUGUCCAAACCCGGCUGUCUACUUCACCGAGAACCACGGGCCCUUCUCAGCUGGGAGAUUCAAUCUCUCGUACCAACGUCCACCACAGCACUGCCGCACCUUCAAUUUAUCCGAAGUCGAAGACGCAGUUUCGAGCCUGAAGAGCCAUAUAUCCGACCCGGACUUGUCACGACUCUUUGAAAAUGCCUUUCCCAACACUCCCGACACGGCCAUCCGUUGGCACGGGUUCGCAGGCAACAACUCACAGGAGGAGCUGACUUUUGUCAUCACAGGCGACAUCAACGCAAUGUGGCUGAGAGACUCGUCGAAUCAGCUGCAGUCGUAUCUAUCCCUGUUGAAAGCGAAUAGCUCCUCUGACUCGCUGGCAUCCUUGUACAGAGGAGUCAUCAACCUGCAAUCACGCUAUAUCAACACAUCGCCCCAUUGCAACAGCUUCCAACCUCCGCCAGAAUCCGGCGUCGAGCCCGCGGUCAAUGGCUUCGCUGCAACCGAUGUCGUAUUCCCACCGGUCACCAACACCACGGUGUUCGAGUGCAAGUACGAGCUCGACAGCCUUGCGGCGUUCCUCCAAGUGUCGUACAACUACUACAACGCCACGUCGGAUUUGGACUUCUUCAAUCGCUUCCAAUGGGUCGACGCUGUUCGAACGAUCAUGAACACAGUUCUGAACCUCACUGUGGGCACGUACGACUCCGAUGGCCGCGUACUCGACCCGCCGUAUACGUGGAACCGCACCGCCAACUCGGCCACAGAGUCCGUCUCGAACCUGUACCGUGGAAAUCCUGUCGUUGGCGGCACUGGGCUGAUUCGAAGCUUCUUCCGCCCAUCUGACGACUCGUGCAUCUACCAGCUCUUCAUCCCAGCCAACAUGAUGUUCUCGCACUAUCUGGGUCUCUGCGUGGAUAUAAUGCAGAGCCUCCAAAACCCUGUUGCUGCAACAUUGGCCUCCAGCAUGCGCAACCUAUCUGCCACCAUCCGCGCUGCCAUCCAGGCCCGCGGGAUCUACCACACGCGGGGCGGCCACCGGGUCUACGCGUACGAAGUUGACGGCUACGGCAGCUACAACGCCAUGGAUGACGCGAAUAUCCCGUCGUUGCUCUCCGCACCUUUCUUCGGCUACGACGCCGUCACCGACCCGGUCUACCAGACCACUCGGCGCCUGCUCCUCUCACCCGCAAAUUCGUACUACAUGCGCGGCCCGGUUCUCAACGCGACGGGCGGACCGCACGUCUCCUUCGGCCACGCCUGGCCCAUGGCGUCUAUCGUCCGGAUCCUGACUUCGGAGGAUGACGACGAGAUCCGCACCGAGCUGCGCCAGCUGGUCAGCAGCACGGACGGGCUGGGCCUGAUCCACGAGAGCGUGAACUCGUGGAAUGCGAGCGACUGGACGCGGCCGUGGUUUUCGUGGGCCAACAGCCUGUUUGGCCAGAUGGCGCUGGACCUGGCUGGGAGGAAGCCGUACCUUUUGACCGAGUCAUAUCAAUGA